Antrostomus carolinensis (chuck-will's-widow) is the source of this 440-nucleotide messenger RNA. RefSeq names its product biogenesis of lysosomal organelles complex 1 subunit 6 (gene BLOC1S6). Gene Ontology annotation, biological process: intracellular transport. Lineage: Eukaryota; Metazoa; Chordata; Aves; Caprimulgiformes; Caprimulgidae. The annotation marks the transcript as partial. The record is from RefSeq and is a predicted model, not a curated record. Gene Ontology annotation, cellular component: transport vesicle; BLOC-1 complex. The transcript is spliced from 4 exons.
GUCCUAGCGAUGCAUCUCCAGAUGAAGGAGUAGUAGAAGAUCUGCCUUUAAUAGACGAGAAAGCUGUGGAGCAGCUAACUGAAGGAUUGAUUUCUCAUUAUCUGCCUGAUCUUCAGCGAUCAAAAUUAGCAUUACAGGAACUUACACAGAACCAAGUGGUGUUACUAGAAACAUUAGAACAAGAAAUUUCAAAAUUCAAAGAUUGCAACUCCAUUCUUGAUAUCAAUGCUUUGUUUUCAGAAGCUAAACGCUAUCAUAACAAGUUAGUGAAUAUUAGAAAUGAAAUGAUGAUGCUCCACGAGAAGACGUCAAAGUUAAAAAAAAGAGCACUUAAGCUACAACAAAAGAGACAGAAGGAAGAGCUAGAACAAGAACAGCAACGUGAGAAGGAACUUGAAAGAGAGAAGCAGUUGACAGCAAAACCUGCUAGGAGGACGUGA